Molecule: messenger RNA, 3089 nt
Organism: Eubalaena glacialis (North Atlantic right whale)
Lineage: Eukaryota; Metazoa; Chordata; Mammalia; Artiodactyla; Balaenidae
Gene: ARHGEF16
Product: Rho guanine nucleotide exchange factor 16
Exons: 11
Coding region: 263-1987 (574 amino acids)
Biological process (GO): activation of GTPase activity
Molecular function (GO): guanyl-nucleotide exchange factor activity; protein binding
Source: RefSeq, a predicted model, not a curated record
CGGCCCCUCCCGCCCGGCACUCGGAGCCGGAGCCGCCUGGCGCACGCCCUGCCCACCUGGCUGCCCACCUGGCGGGGCCGGAACGCUGCCGCCUCCUGCAGGGCCGCACAGGAAGUGGGGGGGCGGGGACAGGGAGGGACCGAGCGGUCGGGACAGAGCGCGGGGCCUGCAGAGCCUGGAGGUGGACCGGCCCCACGUCGGCCGCCGAGCUCGUAGCUCCGUGUCCUCCGCCCCGCGGCGCAGGUCCCUGUGGCCACUCAGCAUGUCCCAGCAGCACUCGGACAGCUCCUUGGAGGAGAAGCACCUGGAAUACCGCUUCCACUCGGAGCUGCAGCUCGACACCAAGGGAAACCCAGCGUCCGGGCUCCCGAUGGUCCGGGGCUCCCUGCAAAGCAGGAGCAAUGCCGCCUUCCAGCCCGACAGCCCAGUGCCCCCGUCGCCGUCCCCUGAGGCCCAGGAGCUGAGGACCAUCGUCCUGAGCACGCAGAGCCCGGCAGCCCUCAAGAUGGGCACUCAGCAGCUGAUCCCCCGGAGCCUGGCUGUGUGCAGCAAGGCUAAGACCCCGGCCCGCCAUCAGAGCUUUGGGGCGGCCAUGCUCAGCAAAGAGGCUGCCCGGCGGGACCCCCGGCUCCUCUCGGCCCCCAGCUUCUCCCUGGACGACAUGGACGUGGACACGGGUCCUGGGGGGAUGCUGAGACGAAAUCUGAGGAACCAAUCCUACCGGGCAGCCAUGAAGGGGCUGGGGACCCCCGGCGGCGAGGGCGGCCCCAUCCAGCUCAGCCCCAAGAUCCCUGCUCUGGCCGAGGAGCCCAGCCAGCCUCCUGCUCGGUCCGCGGCCAAAAAUAAGAAGACGCUGGGGCGGAAACGCGCACACAAGGGCUCCUUCAAGGACGAUCCCCGGUUCUACCAGGAGAUCCAGGAGCGAGGCCUGAACACCAGCCACGAGUCCGACGAUGACCUGCUCGAUGAGUCCUCCAGCCCUGAGGGAACCCGAAAGGUGGAUGCCCACAUCGUGGUCAAGAGCUACCGGCCCCCCCAGGUCACCUGGAGCCAGCUCCCAGAGGUGGUGGAGUCGGGCAUCCUGGACAAGCUGCCCGCCGAGGAGCACAAGAGGCAGGAGGCCAUCUUCGAGAUCCUCACGUCCGAGUACUCGUACCAGCACAGCCUCGGCAUCCUGGUGGCCGAGUUCCUGCAGUCCCCGGAGCUUCGGGCGACCAUGACCCAGACAGAGCACCACCACCUCUUCUCCAACAUCACGGACGUCCUGAGCGCCAGCAGGAGGUUCUUCGAGGACCUGGAGCAGCGGCACAAGGCUCAGGUGUGCGUGGAGGACAUCAGUGACAUCCUGGAGGAGCACGCCGAGCGGCACUUCCACCCCUACGUCUCCUACUGCUCCAACGAGGUCUACCAGCAGCGCGCCCUGCAGCGGCUGACAAGCAGUAGCGCUGCCUUCCGAGAGGCCCUGAGGGAGAUCGAGCAGCGGCCCGCGUGCGGGGGUCUGCCCAUGAUCUCCUUCCUGAUCCUGCCCAUGCAGAGGGUGACCCGGCUGCCCCUCCUGACGGACACACUCUGCCUCAAGACUCAGGGCCACCCCGAGAGAUACAAGGCCGCCAGCCGUGCGCUCAAGGCCAUCAGCAAGCUGGUGAAGCAGUGCAACGAGGGGGCCCACAAGAUGGAACGCACGGAGCAGAUGUACACGCUGCACACACAGCUGGACUUCAGUAAGGUCAAGACGAGCCCAUCCUUGUGCUGUCCUGCGCCUGCCCCAGCAGCAACUCGGCCCGUCCGGCAAAGUGGGAGCUGCUCUCUGGAAUCGGGGCCUGGAGGCAGCCUCUGCCCCGCUCCACUGCCCUGCUCUCCCCUCCCCCCACUGGCCUGGCUGCAGCAGAGCCCCGUGGGCCGGCCGGUGGGCAGGAGACUCGGAGGGUCCCUGGGGCAGCUCUGUGGGCCCAGCCUCAGCUUAUCAUCAAUCAGGCUGAGCUGCUGACCUCCAGCCCCCAGAGGUGGCCCGGCAGGCCGGAGCCAAUGGGAAAUGGUGCCGUGGGCGGGGCCGGAGGGCCGUGCAGGGAGGGCACAGAGGCUCGGACAAGGGCAGCAGGCUCCUUGGGGUGAGUCAGGGUGGCUUCACAGAGAAGGCGUUUGGGUGAUGACGGCCACGGCGCCACUGAGCCCACACCCUUGGCCGGGGUCUUGAGCCCCUCCUCGGCCGGGCAGCAGAUGUCACGUUUGGGGUGAAAUACGCCCCCGACCAGAGCAAAGACCCAACCCUGGGCCUGGCUGACCCCUGAGCAGGCCUCUCACCCCUCUACCCCCAUGUCUCGAAACUGGAGGGCAUGAGGGCAGGAGAGCAGCUGGCCCAGGUCGGGGUGCGGGGACUCAGAGCCCCAGGAGGGGUGGGGUGUCCAGUGGGGCGUGUCAGGGGAGCAGAGGCUGGUGGGCAGGGCCUCCUGGCUCCCUCCCCACCAAGCCUGCCCUGCCUGCCCCUCCCCUUCCAUCUUGACACGCCAGAGUGCCAGCCUUGCUGGCGGGAGGCUGUCUGAGCACCGGCCAUGGCGACACGGGACCCACGUCCUUAGCCGGGCCUGUUCUGCCUUAGCCGGGCCCGUUCUCUAGGCCGCGGAAGGGGAGGGAGCUCCGUUUGCAGCAAAGGCCCCUGGAUGCCAGAUGUGGCCCCGCAGAUGUGAGGUGGGCCCCCUGCUUGGUGUGAGGUGGGCCAGGAGGCUUCCCAGAGCAGCCUUCGCCCCCUGGUUUGAGGGGAGCCCUCGGUAGGUGCCCUGUGGGCCCCUGGGCCUGGCUGGAAGCAGGACAGGCCUGUCCUGGGUUGCUGCGCAGGGUCUGGGCCCGGGCCAGGCACAGAGCAGCCGCCCCCUGAUCUCCUGUCCACGGCCUGAACAGCCCUUUGUCUGCGGCCUGGACAGCCACUCUCCCUUCCUCGGUGCAGCCCAGGGAGGCCUGGGCACCCUGUUCCCAGAGGCAGGGCUCAGUCCCCGUGGCUGCACAUCCCGGCCACCCCCCGGGACUCAUCCCUGUCCCCGCUCUGCCCCAGUCCCUCCCACUGAUCUCUGCUUCCCGCUGGCUGCUGAAGCGCG